UGCACCAGGAGCUCCAUCCGGGUCGCCAGUGGGUGCACAGGUACCCCGAGCCUGCACCAGGAGCUCCAUCCGGGUAUCCAGAAGGUGCACAGGGUCCCUAGGAGCUCAUCCGGGUUUCCUGCAGGUGCACGGGGCCCCCAGGAGCUCCCUGUCCCUGCCAUGACCCUGUACAGGAAGUCCUCUGAUGAUUGACAGCCUAAUUAUGUGUGCCAUGGCUCCUGGCAGGUACACUUAGCCUCCCCCGGGGUGGCUCUGUCACCCUUAGACUCAGCCAUGAGUUUUUUCUCACUGAGUCACAGCCGGGAGACAUUGAUCACCGACCUAUCUCUCUCUGACAUGGAGGUUGACACAUGCUAGCUGUCGGCCAAGGCCCCAGGCAGACGGAGUCUGGCUCUGGCAGCGGGAAGUCGUGUCCUGGAGCCUCCAAGGGAGCGGUGAGUGGGGGGUCAGGGACACGCGGGAGGGGGCUGUGCCAAGGUCCUGGGGUCACCUUGCUACAUGGUACCGAGAAAUCGCAACAGCGCAUCAAACUUGCAACAUUGUAUUGAAUUUGGCAGGUUGUAUUGGGUUGCUACAAUGUGUCAAGUUUGUGAAUCAAAGCUGCCACGGUGGGUCAAAUAGCUACAAUGUAUCAGAAUUGCGAUCUGUAAUUGCUACAAUGUAUCAGAUUCAUGAACUGCUAUCAGAUUCCGAAUUGCUACAAUGUAUCAAAUUGCUACAUUGCAUCAAGUUUGUGAGUUAAAUUUAAAUUUGGAAUCGCUACACUGCAUCAAAUCGCUAUGAUGUAUCAGAUUGGUGAAUCAAAAUGGAAGUUAAAUUCGCUACAAUGCAUCAAAUUUGUGAGUUAGAAUUGCUACAAUAUAUCAAAUAGCUGGGAUAUAUUGUGUUUGUGAGCUAAGGUUGGAGUCAAAAAUCCCUACAGUGUGUCAAAUUGCUACAAUGUAUCAAAUUUGAUGAAUUAGAGGUGGAUUAGGAAUUUCUACAAUGUAUCGAAUUGCUACAGUGUAUCAGGUUUGUGUUUUGAGACCCAAAUCAAAAUUGAUACAAUGUAUUAACUUUGCGAAUUAGAAUUGCUACAAUGUAUUUGGGCUGUCCAGUUGUGGGUGGAGCCAUGGUCCUUCCUGCUGCACAGAGUCUCUGUAGUUGGGAUAACUCAGCAUCCAGCACCCUACCCAGAGGACUCCAGAGACUUCUUCGUAGCCAACUAUUGAUCCAUCUAUUCUGGGAGUCGGCCUGAUUGAGUGAGUGAUGGACACAUAGGCCAGCGUGAGUCAGCAUGACUCAGCAGAAGGCGGUUGGGGUUUCCGGAAUGUUCUCUAUGUGUGGUAGCCUUGAGGGAUGAAUAUGUGUCCCCAGCAAUGAAUGUGUCUUAGCAUCUGGGUCAGAAGCUCAUGCUGUUGAUAUGAUUGACAGCUGUCAGUCUGUGCGGAUUUGUCUGGAGGCCGGAAGAUUCCAGCCAGGGCCAGUGCAGGUUCUAGCACCCAGGAAAUGGGCAUUCGAAUCUGACUGUGUCCGAUUGCUAUGGGAGACGGGACCACCAGUGAAGACGUGUCUGGAUCGGCUUAUUGGUUAGGAUGAUGAGAGCCUCAUGCCUCCUCCUCCUCCUCUUCCUGGGUCCAAGCCAAGGCCACGCCCACACUGCAACCACAGCCCCACUCCUCAACAUCCUCCUGCUCCUGGCCGAUGACCUCGGCAUUGGUGACCUCGGCUGCUAUGGCAACAGGACGCUCAGAACCCUGAACAUUGACCAGCUGGCACGUGAUGGUGUGAAACUGACCCAGCACUUGGCUGCCGCCCCACUGUGCACACCAAGUCGUGCAGCCUUUCUGACUGGACGCUACCCGGUGUGCUUGGGCAUGGCUGCACGGUCGCGGGUGGGUGUCUUCCUGUUCCUGGCUUCAUCUGGGGGUCUCCCGGCCACCGAGGUCACAUUCGCCAGGCUAGCCAAUGCCCGCAGCUACACCACAGCGCUUGUCGGGAAGUGGCACCUGGGCCUGAGCUGCCGGCACCCGCAUGACUUCUGCCACCACCCGUGGGUCCACGGCUUCGACCAGUUCUUCAGGCUCCCGGCCACCAACCUGCGGGACUGCAAGCCAGGGGCUGGCACGGUGUUCGAGGGUGCGGUGAGCUGGAUCGUGGUGGUCCCCGUGCAGGCCCUGGGCACUGCUGCCCUGACCCUGGCCGCCCUGCGCUGCCUCAGCCUGGCCCGGCCGCCGCCUGCCGCCUUCCUGGGCCUCCUGCUGCCCGUGGCCAUCUUGCUGGGUGGCCACUUCCUGUUCCGGCACUACUUCCGGCCACUCCACUGCUUCUUCAUGCGCGACUUUGAAGUGGCCCAGCAGCCUCUGGACUAUGAGAACCUCACGCAGAGGCUCACGGAGGAGGCCGCGGGGUUCAUAUGGCGGAACUCCCAGAAGCCCUUUCUGCUGCUGCUGUCAUAUGUCCACGUUCACACAGCCCUGUUCACCUCCCCAGAGUUCGCCCACAGGAGCUGGCAUGGGGCUUAUGGCGACGCUGUGGAGGAGUUGGACUGGAGCGUGGGCCAGAUCCUGCAGGUUCUGGACAAGCUGGGCCUGGCCAGCUGCACCAUCCUCUACUUCUCGUCUCACCAGGGCGCCCACGUGGAGGAGGUGACGGCCACAGGCGAGGUCCACGGGGGCAGCAACGGCAUCUACAGGGGUGGCAAAGCCAACAACUGGGAGGGUGGCAUCCGGGUGCCAGGGGUCCUCCGCUGGCCUGGGGUCAUCCCUGCCAGACACGAGGUGGACACGGCCACCAGCAACAUGGACAUCUUCCCCACUGUUGCCAGGCUCACGGGGGCACCGCUGCCCCGUUAUAGGGUGAUUGAUGGGUGGGACCUGAUGCCCCUUCUCCAGGGGCAGAGCCAGUGGUCGGCCCAGGAGUUCCUGUUCCACUACUGCAACGCCUAUCUGCAGGCUGUGCGCUGGCUGCCAUGCAACAGCUCAGCCGUGUUCAAGGCCUUCUUCUUCACGCCCAAGUUCCACCCGGCUGGCACCAAUGGCUGCUUCUCCACCCACAUGUGCCUGUGCCAGGGUCCCACCCAUGUGACAAACCAUGACCCACCCCUGCUCUUCAACCUGGCCCAUGACCCUGGUGAGGCCAUGCCCCUCACACCACACACCAAGCCGCACCAUCAGGCAAUCCUGGAGGCCAUCCUGGAGGCGGUGGCAGAGCACCAGGGCUCUGUGCCCCCCAACCAGCUGGACCCAGGCCACGUGGUCUGGAAGCCAUGGCUGCAUCUUUGGGCAGCUGGGUCCUCAGGGCCAUAG
Molecule: messenger RNA, 3287 nt
Organism: Lepus europaeus (European hare)
Lineage: Eukaryota; Metazoa; Chordata; Mammalia; Lagomorpha; Leporidae
Product: steryl-sulfatase-like
Molecular function (GO): arylsulfatase activity
Source: RefSeq, a predicted model, not a curated record